This is a messenger RNA of Osmia bicornis bicornis, 914 nucleotides long. It is a transcript of the gene sni, whose product is annotated as C-factor. The record is from RefSeq and is a predicted model, not a curated record. NCBI's taxonomy places the organism in Eukaryota, Metazoa, Arthropoda, Insecta, Hymenoptera, Megachilidae. Bases 7 to 753 code for a protein of 248 amino acids. The transcript is spliced from 5 exons.
GAAAGUAUGAGGUCGAUUUUGAUCACCGGAUGUAACCGAGGACUGGGUCUGGGGCUUGUAAAACACCUGGUAAAGUUACCACAACCGCCAGAAAAUGUCUUCGCGACUUGCCGAGACAGGAAUAAAGCAAAGGAAUUAACUGCAUUGUCUGAAACAUCGAAGAACAUUCAUAUUAUCGAAAUAGAUCUGGUCGACACAAAAAACUAUGACAAGAUAGUGCAAAUUGUAAAUGAAAAAGUGGGCCAGGCUGGAUUGAAUGUUUUAUUCAAUAAUGCUGGGAUCAGUUCAAAAUUCGCGCGACUUGGUCUGGUUAAAGAAAAACAACUUACAGAAACGUUUUUCGUAAACACAGUUGUACCAAUUUUAUUAACAAAGGCAUUUGUACCACUAUUGAAAACAGCAUCUAACAACUAUGAGAACAAAUCAGAGAUGAACAUUCACAGGUCAGCAGUUAUCAACAUGAGUUCCAUUCUUGGAAGUAUAGCUGACAAUGCUGUGGGUGGAUAUUACCCUUACAGAUGUAGUAAGACAGCACUUAAUGCAGCAACAAAGUCAAUGAGCAUUGAUUUAAAGGAAGAUGGAAUCCUAGUCAGUUCUUUACAUCCUGGUUGGGUACGUACAGACAUGGGAGGAAAUAAUGCAUCCAUGGAUAUUGAUACCAGUGUCGCUAACAUUUUGAAUACACUGAAUUCGUUAACUGAGAAACACACAGGCUGUUUUGUUCAGUAUGAUGGAAAAAUCUUGCCUUGGUAAACAUAUUGAUUCUUUCUUUUUUCAGAGAAUUACAUUUCAUUAUUUUUUAUCUUUCUUUUAAUAGACAUUACUUAUACAUGUAGCUCGUAGUCCAUAGAUUGUAUAUAAGUACAAAAUUUAAAAAAAAGGCAGAGAUUAAUGAAAGUAUUUUAUAUUAUAUU